UUGGACCACUCGGAAUCCUUGUUAACAAACCCGAAGACUUUAAAUGUGUCUACGAUGAUCCUACCUUCGUCACCGCGGUAUCAGUAGACGCUGAAAUUAGUCUUACCGAACAAGCCGCAGGGUUCAGAGCAGUAAUACCCACUGAUACUUCGUCAAGCCUCUUUGCGAUUAAUGCAACUACGCCCGCACCAAAUCCUGAUGCCGAUGGUCCCUGGCUUAGAUCUAAAGCUUUUAAUAACACCGGAAGCGGCGCUUUCUCCAGUGUGACCUAUCUUCAAAGAGUCCGAACUAAAGGAGGAAAUGUACCAGCAGCUAGUCUAU
Messenger RNA from Acaulospora morrowiae, 321 nucleotides. The record is from the annotation of a GenBank genome assembly. NCBI's taxonomy places the organism in Eukaryota, Fungi, Glomeromycota, Glomeromycetes, Diversisporales, Acaulosporaceae.